This is a messenger RNA of Aspergillus pseudonomiae, 1107 nucleotides long. RefSeq lists its product as uncharacterized. NCBI's taxonomy places the organism in Eukaryota, Fungi, Ascomycota, Eurotiomycetes, Eurotiales, Aspergillaceae. The record is from RefSeq and is a predicted model, not a curated record. Bases 193 to 843 code for a protein of 216 amino acids. The transcript is spliced from 2 exons.
GGAUAUAAUGCCACGCGACGGGCGAUAAGAUAAAACCUUAACACCAGAAUGAGUCAAAAUGAUUAACUGACAGAUUUGUAAAACCCCGAGAUAACUCUGAGAUACCCCUCUCUAUAUAUCUUCUGAUAACUACAUUGGUGUGCGCUUCCCUAGAUAUCGAGUUUCAACCGCAUAACCCCUAAAAAUCCCACCAUGACCACAACAACCACCACCACCAUCACAUCCACCGCAGAAGAGCCAUGCACGCUCAUCCCGAUCAACCUCCACGACUCGGCGGAGUUCGCCGAACUGAAGCAACAGCGCAAAAAAUGCGGCUGGGACUAUGAAGACGCCAACCUCAUCGCCUGGCGCGACAAACAAGACGCGAACCUCAAAUCCUUCUUCUGGAUCACCGUCCCUUCACACUCCACCGAGCCUGAUGCGCCUCGCAUCCGCGCCGGCCACAUCUCUCUCGACUCCUACGCCAGUCCCCCCGACCCCGAGCUCGCGACGGCCGAUCGCUCCACCCUCACCAUCCAGACCUUCUUCAUCGACCCGACACACCGCGGUGGCCUCGGGCGCAAAGCCAUGGAUAUAGUCGAGGCGAUGGCGAGCCAGGAACCGUAUGGCAGCCCGGACUGUAAAUACCUCACGCUGAAUGGGCUCAGCAAGCGGUAUUUCUACGAGGAGAGUCAUUUCUGGAACAAGCUGGACCGAGUCCGGCCUGCCGUUUGUACGGUGGAGUGGUAUGAGAGACGGGGUUAUGUGCACUGGAAGUCGGAGCCGAGGUAUCACGAGCCCCUGCUGGACGGGGAGGAUGCAAUCAUCUGGGCGGACUUUUUGAGAAAGCCCUUGCGGGGAUAGACGUGGUUAAUGUGGUACACUUCGUCAGCUGGUGACGUCGGAGUGUGGUGAGGGGUUUGUCGAUACUUUUCGAAGGGGGGGCUCUGUACAUAUGGAGCGUGGUGUGUUGUACUCUUGUUUUUUUCUAUGUAUAUACACUUAUGGCAUAUGCUGUGGUAGAUCUAAUGAGCAACGCGUACAUGAAUCACCUACAACCCUGACCGGGACUGACCGGGACUGACAGUGUGUCUGAGAGUAUUACCCGGGAGAGUAAGCGAUGGCGCA